Messenger RNA from Aethalodelphis obliquidens (Pacific white-sided dolphin), 1420 nucleotides. RefSeq names its product mitochondrial ribosomal protein L38 (gene MRPL38). Bases 65 to 1207 code for a protein of 380 amino acids. Gene Ontology annotation, cellular component: mitochondrial large ribosomal subunit. Lineage: Eukaryota; Metazoa; Chordata; Mammalia; Artiodactyla; Delphinidae. The transcript has 9 exons. The record is from RefSeq and is a predicted model, not a curated record.
GCGCUGCUGCGGCCGCCUCUUUCAGGUCUUAGGAGCCGCGGCGGCGACGGCGGCUUGGGGGAAGAUGGCGGCGACCUGGUGGCGAGUCGCGUUGUACGGGAGUCGGAGGUGGCGGGGCUUCAGCACCUCAGCCGCCCUGAGCCGCCGGACCGCUCCUCUGGGGCCCAUGCCCAACGAGGUCAUCGACGUGAGCAACCUGGAGCGGCUGAAGAAGUACCGCAGCUUCGACCGCUACCGGCGCCGGGCGGAGCAGGAGGCUCGGGACCCGCACUGGUGGCGGACCUACCGGGAGCAUUUCGGAGAGGAGUCAGAUCCCAAAGACAAGAUUGACAUUGGGUUGCCUGCACCUAAGGUCUGCCGGACCCAACAGCUGUUGGAGCGGAAGCGGGUCCUCCAGGCACUGCGGGCCAAUGUGGAGGAGGAACGGGCCGCUCGCCUCCGCACAGCACGCAUCCCACUGGAGGCAGUGAGGGCUGAGUGGGAGAGGACCUGUGGCCCCUACCACAAGCAGCGUCUGGCUGAACACUACGGCCUCUAUCGAGACCUGUUCCACGGGGCCACCUUCGUGCCCCGAGUCCCCCUGCAUGUGGCCUACGCUAUAGGCGAGGACGACUUGGUGCCUGUGUACUACGGCAAUGAGGUCACUCCAACUGAGGCUGCCCAGGCCCCGGAGGUGACCUAUAAGGCAGACGAGGGCUCCAUGUGGACACUGCUGCUCACCAACUUGGAUGGACACCUGCUGGAACCGGAUGCCGAGUAUUUGCACUGGCUGGUAACCAACAUCCCAGGCAACAGGGUGGCUGAAGGACAGGAGACGUGUCCCUACCUGCCCCCCUUCCCUGCCCGAGGCUCCGGCUUCCACCGCUUUGCCUUUCUGCUCUUCAAGCAGGACAAGCCAAUCGACUUCUCUGGGGACACCCGGCCCUCACCCUGCUACCAGCUUGCCCAGCGGACCUUCCACACUUUUGAUUUCUACAAGAAACACCAAGAUGCCAUGACUCCAGCUGGCCUGGCCUUCUUCCAGUGCCGCUGGGAUGACUCGGUCACCCACAUCUUCCACCAGCUCCUGGACAUGCGAGAGCCUGUGUUUGAGUUUAUGCGGCCGCCCCCUUAUCACCCUAAGCAGAAGCGCUUCCCCCACCGGCAGCCCCUGCGCUACCUGGACCGGUACAGAGACAGUCACGAACCCACCUAUGGCAUCUACUGAGUGGCUGGAGUGCCACCCCCCUCAGAGAGUGGACUGGGCCUCUCAGGCCACCCUGUCAGGCUCCACAGGCGGGAGCAAUAGAGACACAGUGCCAAGGGGGGCAAGCAUUGGGGUUCUCCGGCCUGCCUGAGGCAGCCCCUCUGCUGCCCUCCCAGCAGGCCCAGUGAAGAAGGCUGGGGAGUUGGGGGUAUGAAUAUAUUGAUUUUUGCUGUA